Molecule: messenger RNA, 3283 nt
Organism: Cephus cinctus (wheat stem sawfly)
Lineage: Eukaryota; Metazoa; Arthropoda; Insecta; Hymenoptera; Cephidae
Product: syntaxin-1A
Exons: 10
Coding region: 276-1154 (292 amino acids)
Biological process (GO): synaptic vesicle fusion to presynaptic active zone membrane; exocytosis; intracellular protein transport
Cellular component (GO): plasma membrane; endomembrane system; synaptic vesicle
Molecular function (GO): SNAP receptor activity; SNARE binding
Source: RefSeq, a predicted model, not a curated record
AAUCGAGCUCUCAAGGUCUGCAAGAGGGCGCAGUAUUCGAGAAUUCGUUACUGGCGAGUGUUGACGUCACGACGCCUGCGCCAUCGUGCGGACGGCACUGCAGAAGCAGGCGAGUUCGCGAGUGUAUCGAUUUUACGAUCGUGUCUCGCGGUUAGUGCGUCCGUUUCCUUAGUUUUUAGUGGCCGUGCUCGUCGUACAUGGAUAAAACCGUGAAUGGGAUUAUUUACUGAGUGUUCCUCUCCGUACACCUGCUGAUUUGCAACUCGUAAUUCACCAUGACCAAGGAUAGAUUAGCAGCCCUCGUCGCAGCUCAGUCUGACGAUGACGAUGUGCCGGACGAGGUGUCCGUCAACGUGGGCCCACCUGAUGAUUUCAUGACGGAGUUCUUCGCGGAGGUGGAGGAGAUCCGCGAGAUGAUAGAUAAGAUCCAGACGAACGUCGAGGAGGUGAAGAAGAAGCACAGCGCGAUUCUAUCGGCGCCUCAGACCGACGAGAAAGUCAAAAUGGAACUGGAAGAUCUGAUGGCUGAUAUUAAGAAAAGUGCUAACAAAGUCAGGGCCAAGUUAAAGGUGAUAGAGCAGAAUAUCGAGCAGGAGGAACAGACAAAUAGAUCGUCGGCGGAUCUCAGGAUACGCAAGACUCAGCAUUCAACCCUCUCCAGGAAGUUUGUCGAGGUGAUGACGGAAUACAAUCGGACGCAAACCGAUUACAGGGAGCGAUGUAAGGGCAGGAUACAGCGACAGCUUGAGAUCACGGGAAGAACGACGACUAAUGAGGAACUCGAGGAAAUGCUGGAACAAGGAAAUCCGGCAGUUUUUACGCAGGGGAUCAUUAUGGAAACGCAACAAGCAAAACAGACCCUUGCCGAUAUCGAGGCGCGUCACGCGGACAUCAUCAAGCUGGAGAACUCCAUUAGAGAACUUCACGACAUGUUCAUGGACAUGGCGAUGCUAGUUGAGAGUCAGGGCGAAUUGGUGGACCGCAUUGAGUACUGCGUGACCCAAACUGGCGACCACGUAGGUCAGGCACGAGGUCAACUGAUCAUGGCCGAGGACUAUCAGAGGAAAGCUCGCAAGAAGAAGAUAAUGAUCAUGAUCUGCCUCGCCGUACUCGCCGUCAUCUUGGCAAGCUCCGUCACAAGUUACUUCAUGUAGGAAACGCCUCGCACAGCAAGACGAUUCCGAGACCUCGUGAGCUGCCAGGAAUUUCCGGCCGGAUCUGAACGUAAUCGAGAGCUUCGAUUGUCGGCUGCCGUAACAAUCGUCAUGAACAUCACGGAGCACAAGAUACAAAGAAGAAAGAAGAAGCAAAGCCAUCGGUCGUGGUCCACCUUGGGAACGCUCUCUUGGAUACACUUAAUUAAUUUAUAAAAUAUCAACACAACAAGAAUGGCAGGAAGGCGAAGACGCGUUUCGGGGUACAGAUGUCAGAGAUAAGGGUCAAGGGGGAAGGAAUGAUAAGGGGACGAAGAAUGGACGAUGUAAACGGCGCCGAUUAACGAAGCGAAUCGCACUAUCAUUUGCCAUUGCUAUUCGUUGCGGAGGGAAAGGCCGAACGUGCGAGGUAGAUAGAAAAUGAGGGGUAAUGAAUAUACGUUAAGGGAAGGCUGGAAGAAAUGAAAUCGAGGCUAGACGCAUCCUUGCGGCGUCCUUUACCGUCAGAGCGUUAGUCAUUAACCUAGCGAUUAGUCGAGUUUCGUUGAGGAUAUUUUGUAUUGAGCGUAGCUUGCGAGCUUCGACAGAUUUAGCGUUCGCGUGCGAAAGAUCAUAGCUUAGUCUAGGAGGAGUGAUAGCGACGGAAGGAUAAAUAAAAGGGGGAGUAAAAAUAGGUGAACAUAUGGGUGUGAGGGGGUGGACUCGUCGUGACGGUGACUAUGACGACGUAACUUGGACUGGGUUAUAAUAAAAGACGUAUUUGUUUGACAUGUCCGUCAGAUGGCACAGGAUUGUUUGCGAGGGACGGUGACGUUUGAUGAUCAAUAAUGAGACACGAUAGAGGGACGAUUGUGAUCGGGAGAUGAUUAUAAUAAGAACAGGGAGAGAGUUACGUUAGAUGAUUUAAUUAUAAAUUAAUGGAACGGCGUGAGAAGCAUGGCCUCGGCCGAUAUGGCGCUGGCGACGACGCAGGUCGCGCGAAUGGGUUGACGCGUGGGAGAGAGAGAGAGAGAAUAAACCAUUUUGCUGCAGCAAUAAUACUCUUAUAAUAAUAGGUGUUACGAAUAAUCGUGUUGUAAAGCCGAUUAAAGGGGGAUAAAACGAUUUUAACGUUACGUGGGUGAGUGCUUUUUGCGUCUCGUGCAUUUAAUACGCGCCCAUACUCCGUUGCGUUGUCCCACGUACCCGUUUUACAGCAGUGCGAGCCGUUUGACGAGACGCGCAUGCGCGCACGUCCCGUUCAUUCCGUAGAGGGCGAUGCGCGCGCAGCCGCUUUAAGUCAAAGCGGCGAACGAGAGUCGUUCAUUGGUAAUAAGGACCGAUGGCUGGAUUAAUAGGGAACGAUAAUGAUAGUACGAUAAGGCACGGUUCAAUAGGAGAAUUUACACGGGACGGUAUGUAACGUGAAAGGGGACGACGUUACGAUUCUGUUGAUUAUUAUAAUUAUAUUAACGUUGAAGAAGGCAAAUGCGAUUCAGAUGAUUAUGAGUUACUGUUUAGGAAAAAAGAAAUAUGGCGAGACGAAGGUUAUGUCAGAGGGAGUGAAAACGAGAGGCACGGGAUAUGGAGAUAUAAUAAUGCUAUGAUAUUAAUGAUUAAUUAUAAUUAAUAAAGGAUAAAGGCGAGAGUACUCGUACGUCGCCGAAACAUUACGUGGACGACAUACGAUAUUUCUGCGUUGAUCAUUGCAUUGUACAGAAAGUGUAACUGUUAGCCUAGGUAGCUACGUUAUUAUCUAAUAUUAAUACCCCCGAACCUUUAAUCCGACGUACGAUUAAUUGCUAAUCGGUUUAUGAGUAUAUUCCUGUCACGGAGUUAGGGCAGUCUCUCGGUAGGACACUCGCGAACUAUUGUAUUUGACUACUUAAUGGGAUUACGUGUAGAGAGUGCCGAGUUAAACUGGCAGAUGCGAGGAGAGGACGAGGCGAGAGAUGGAGAAAGAAAAAGAUGAGACAGAGAGAAAACUAAAAAAUAUAUAUAUAUAUAUAUAUAUCACAUUGAUAUAUAUGUAUAUAUUAAUUUAUACGUACGUGAGUGCGCGCCAAACAAUGUUAUUAACAAUAUUGCGGAUGAGCCUUGAUUGCGAUUCCGUCGAGAAAGUAAGAAAGUCACACGUGCGCAUGCGCACA